AUGGACGACGCUUCCUCACUCGUGCGACUUCCCUCGCCAACGCUCCCGCCGGUUCUCAAACCCGUGUUCACUCUUGAGGGCCACGACGACGAAAGAGCUACAACUCUGCGACGGCUCUUGGAGAAGGGCCAUGCCUCGGUAGCACCGCUUCGAGAGCCCAAGUUAAUUCUUCACAGUCAUCUCCCUCAUCUUCUUGGAUCGGCCUACCUUCUUGGUGCGAGCAGCAAAUUGCUUGAAGAGCUUUACGAGCAUGAGAUCACGGAUCUUGUUCACGUUGAUGAAAGUUUCAUCCGAGGCGAUGCAGUCACACGGGAAAAUUGGAGGGACUUUUUGGGCCAAAAAAGCUACACGGUCGCUUAUGUGGACUUCUUUGACGAGGAGAUCAAGCGACAAGCUGGGGACUGGAGGGAGGUCCUAAAGGCGUAUCUGUUCUCUGGAUCGCAACCCCUUAUCAAUGGUUAUGCAGGCGGUCUGGGCCACCCUUUUAUCCACUUGGCUUACUCAUGGGAGCUUCAGUCUCAUGCUGUAGCUUCGGAGGCUCUAUCCUUAGGGUGCACGGAGUACCUCCCACUCCACCAUCUCCUUGAUCAAUAUCCUCCAGAUAACUCCACUUACAAGACCUCAAGCUUUGCCGAAGUUAUCCAUCGAAUAUAUAAAGACGAGCGGUUUGACAACCUGUUCCCCGAACAAGGGAUUACCAACCUCGAGGUACUGCUGCAAAAACGGUACGAGGCCGUUUUAGAACACUGGAACGCUUGGCAAGUGUCUGAUUCUCUGGUGCAACUGGAAAACUGCUGUGAUGUGUCAGUGCUUUUGGCAAUUGGAACAGGCAAUCGCCAGGCCAAAUAUGACUUCUAUCUGGUCCAUACAAUGACCGUCGCGCACGCCCUGCGCGUUUUGUGGGACCAGUUCCCCAAGGAGCAACGCGCUUGUAUCUUACGCCAAUACGCGCUUUUCAUAGUCUUGGUAUACAUUUGCCAAAAGAAGCCAGCUUUCGAAGCCGACAUCAUCGAUACAAUCCUGUCCGUGGAACUUGGUGGACAAGACUGGGAGUCUGUGCGGGCGAAGGCGUUGAGUCAUCGGUGGCUUAAAGACUCGCACUUCUUCAAGGUCGUGCGAGCCCCCAUGGCAUUCGAAGAGACCUUCGGGAACAAGGACAACUUUUACCUUAAGGCAUCUGCUAAGUUCAUCGCUGAGUUUGACGGUUGGGAAGGAUUUGGUCUUGGUGUUGAAGGCUUCCUCCCUAACCGUGAUGGCUACAAGCCGACUUGA
This is a messenger RNA of Aspergillus lentulus, 1272 nucleotides long. RefSeq names its product questin oxidase family protein. The record is from RefSeq and is a predicted model, not a curated record. Lineage: Eukaryota; Fungi; Ascomycota; Eurotiomycetes; Eurotiales; Aspergillaceae. Gene Ontology annotation, molecular function: oxidoreductase activity.